This is a messenger RNA of Aphanomyces astaci, 1244 nucleotides long. RefSeq names its product NAK protein kinase. The transcript has 10 exons. NCBI's taxonomy places the organism in Eukaryota, Oomycota, Saprolegniomycetes, Saprolegniales, Verrucalvaceae. Gene Ontology annotation, molecular function: protein serine/threonine kinase activity; ATP binding. Gene Ontology annotation, cellular component: cytoplasm. The coding region runs from base 29 to 1042 and encodes 337 amino acids. Gene Ontology annotation, biological process: protein phosphorylation. The record is from RefSeq and is a predicted model, not a curated record.
AAGCAAUUGAGCACAUCUCUCGUCAAAGAUGGCGGACGAGUACAAGGCCUUCCCAGGCCGACGCCAAGACAACAUGUGCACGACGAUGGCGGCGUUGCCUGCGAGCGUCACGUCCAGACUCCUGUCAUGCUUAAGUUGGAGGAAUGGAGCAUCAAGCAGCAUUGCCAUGCAAAGCGGUCGGCGGGUAGUGAUCGACACGGACUUGGCCGAGGGAGGCUUCUCCUUCGUGUACGUCGUGCAUGAUGUGGAUACCAUGAAGCAGUUCGCCAUGAAGAAAAUCCCGUGUCAGUCGUCGGAACAGCGCCAGUUGGUGUCCCACGAACUUGGCGUGCACAACAAGUGCCGACACAAGCACUUGAUGCCCCUCGUGGAUUAUGCUGUCGUGCAUACCGCCGCCCCCGACACCAGCACGUACUUUCUCGUGUUCCCGUUGGUCGAAAACGGAUCAUUGCGUCAAUACAUUGACUCUUUUCGAUCACGGCAAGCAUUCAUGCCGGAGCGAGCCGUGGUCGACAUCUUUGUCAAAGUCAGUCAAGCAGUCGCCUUCCUUCAUGCACAAGAGCCAUGUCUUGUGCACCGGGAUAUCAAGCCGGAAAACAUACUGCUAGACCAUGAUUUGGAUCCAAUUUUGACCGAUUUUGGCUCAGUCAUACAAGGCGAUGUUGCCAUUCUCACACGGUCAGAUGCCCUCAAAGCCCAGGAAGUCGCGGCGAUUCACAGCUCGAUGGCGUACCGCGCACCAGAAUUGUAUGACGUACCUACCUCGUCAACAUUGACAUGCGGCACAGAUGUGUGGUCGAUGGGAUGCUUGCUGUAUGCGAUGAUGUUUGGGUACUCGCCGUUUGAGUGUUCGAUCAACGACAGUGGACACGUGAAACUGACAGACUGUACAUACUUGGCCGUGCUGGGGACGGUGAAAUUCCCGUCGCAGUGCCCAUAUGAUCCAUUCGUUUUCGAUCUCGUUCGAUGGAUGCUCACUGUGGACACGACCUUGCGACCGACCAUGGCCGAUGUCCUUUGUCGAUUGGAGCGUCGACCGUAGCCCAUACAAUAUCCUUGGACCCGGGACUUUGGUGGUGUUUUCCCCAAUAAAAAGGUCAUUGGAAUCACACAUAUUCAAGUCCACACACACGAAAUCGAUGUUGACGAUGGUUUCCUCGAAUCUGGUUGGCCCAAUAGAUGUGCCGAUUCUUGUGUACUACCAGCUACUAGUAAUACGUAGUACUAUUAAUAGUAUGGUGUCG